AUGGAGGUUGUUGGCAUGAAGAAGGAGAAUAUGAGAUUUGAAGAAACCGAGCUGAGACUUGGAAUUGGAUCCGCCAUAGUUUCUGAAGAAGUUGUAAGGAAGAGAGGAUUUUCUGAGACUGAAACUGAUCGUGAUGAUGAGAAAACUACUAUGGAUUUGAUGCUUAAUCUUUCCUCUAAGGAAGCUACUGCGGAGGUAGAUCCAAAUGGUAAGAGCACCAAGACUUUGCAAAAGGAGAAGACUCUUUUGCUUGCAGAUCCUGCUAAGCCUCCCACAAAGACACAAGUGGUAGGUUGGCCACCUGUGAGGUCGUUCCGGAAGAACAUGUUAGCAACACAAAAGAGUGAAGAAAGUGGCAAUCUAAAUCCCAUUGCAAUUACCUUUGUGAAAGUUAGCAUGGAUGGAGCACCUUACCUCCGCAAGGUAGAUUUGAAGAUGUACAAAAACUACUCACAGCUUUCUGAUUCCUUAGGCAAAAUGUUCAGCUCCUUCACCAUUGGAAAUUGUGAAUCUCAAGGCAUGAAGGAUUUUAUGAAUGAGAGUAAGUUGAUGAAUCUUUUAAACAACUCUGAUUAUGUCGCAACCUAUGAAGACAAGGAUGGUGACUGGAUGCUUGUCGGUGACGUUCCAUGGGAGAUGUUUGUUGAAUCAUGCAAACGUCUGCGAAUCAUGAAAGGAAAGGAGGCUAUUGGUAUUGCACCAAGAGCUAUGGAGAAAUGCAAAAACAGGAGCUAG
Lathyrus sativus (Indian pea) is the source of this 735-nucleotide messenger RNA. Lineage: Eukaryota; Viridiplantae; Streptophyta; Magnoliopsida; Fabales; Fabaceae. The record is from the annotation of a GenBank genome assembly.